Messenger RNA from Rubroshorea leprosula, 1613 nucleotides. Lineage: Eukaryota; Viridiplantae; Streptophyta; Magnoliopsida; Malvales; Dipterocarpaceae. The record is from the annotation of a GenBank genome assembly.
AAAUACUUGAGAGGCGGUUUUCACGGCUGCUUAAACAAACACACCCAUCUCCACCCCUCCCUAAUCACGCACAGAGAACAGAUUGAUAGAUACCAAAAGAAAGAUCCAACAUCUCCAGCUCCAACAAAAAACAGCUGCGACUCAAACCAAACAAUCAUCAAUCUCUUCCUGCAACUGUCAAUUCAUCACGAAAUCUCAAUUACUGAAGGAGGAGGACGAGGAGAGUAUGGAAUCGACGGAGUCGUCUUACGUUUCAUCACCGGAGGCGCCGAGGAACAGAUCUCCUCCUCCGCCGCACCCGAAAUCACCUGCUUCUGAUCAUGUGGAGAAAUCUACAUAUAUCAGGUUUCUUGUGACCAAUGCUGCAGCUGGUUCUGUCAUUGGAAAGGGUGGCUCAACAAUUACUGAAUUUCAGUCAAAGUCAGGAGCUCGGAUUCAGUUGUCUCGCAAUCAUGAGUUCUUUCCAGGAACAUCAGAUAGAAUUAUUAUGAUCUCUGGGACAAUCGAUGAUGUACUCAAAGCUUUGGAUCUUAUCCUUGUUAAACUGUUGAGUGAGCUUCAUAUUGAAGAUGGUGACGAUGUUGAACCAAGAACAAAACUUAGGCUAAUUGUUCCCAAUAGCUCAUGUGGCAGCAUAAUUGGGAAAGGAGGGGCUACAAUAAAGUCAUUUAUUGAAGAUUCCCAAGCCAGCAUUAAGAUAUCUCCUCAGGACAAUAAUUAUUAUGGGUUGAAUGAUAGGCUAGUGACUUUGACUGGCACCAUAGAUGAGCAGAUGCGAGCGGUUGAUUUGAUUCUAUCCAAGCUAAUUGAAGACCCUCACUAUUUGCAGAAUAUUCAUACUCCAUUUUCAUAUGCAGGUGUUUUCUUCUCUGGUUUUCAUGGUAUUCCAUAUGCAUAUGUGCUUCCUUCUGUUGCAACAGCAGCAUACAAUGCAAUGAGCUAUGCACCAAAUGGGGCUGGAGCAAAAUUUCAGAAUCAAAAGGAGGACCGUAGCAACUCUCUCACAAUUGGUGUUGCAGAUGAGCAUGUUGGUUUAAUUCUUGGUCGUGGAGGAAGGAACAUAGUGGAAAUUAGUCAGGUUAGUGGAGCCAAGAUAAAGAUAUCAGAUAGAGGAGAUUUCAUGUCUGGAACAACGGAUAGGAAAGUCACAAUCACAGGAUCACAAAGAGCAAUUCGUCAAGCGGAGUCCAUGAUAAUGCAGAAGGUGGCAUAUGCUUCUGAGAGGAUAAUGGAUUAGUUUUCUGACUACCAAGAUCUUUCUUGUUGAGUCUGUUGAUGGAACCUGCUUUAACAACUUUCUACUCGUAUAGUUGAUUAGAAAAAUGUCGACAUUCAUUUACGCACUGUAAAGCCACUGUAAGUGACAAAUCUGAAAAUGGAGAUGCCAGUCGCGAGCAAAGGGGAAAUUUCCAUAAGCAGAGCAGAAUAGUGAGAUGCUGUUAGAAUAGUCCUUAUUGCUGGGCAGAAAUGGCGUUAGUUUCAUUUAUUUCAUUUUGUAGCUGUAAACUUGUAACUUCCAAAGUAAAGUCAGCAAUUGUUACUUCUGAAUCACUGAUUAGCGAAUCUAUAAGAUGCAUUGUUGAAAAUCCCAUUACGGUUUCAUGUGAUGUCAG